Messenger RNA from Porites lobata, 10087 nucleotides. Lineage: Eukaryota; Metazoa; Cnidaria; Anthozoa; Scleractinia; Poritidae. The record is from the annotation of a GenBank genome assembly.
AUGUUUUGCAGAGCCCUUCUACCGCCGUCCCAGUCUUUUAAAACUGUUCCAGCUGUCAUUUUGAGAUCACAGAACACUGCGGCGGCACUGCCGAAAACAGAUGAAACCUCGAGAAAGCGUGAUGUGGGAGACAGUGCCGCUGUACGUCCGUUCGAAGAGAUCCCAGGACCCGGGAAAAGCUUCUGGUCGAUCGUUGAAUUUUAUCGGAAAACCAAAGGCUUUACGAAGCCAUACAAAAUGCACGAUGUCAUGUUUGCGAAAUAUGGGCCCAUAUACAAGGAAGAAUUGUUGGGUCGACCAACGGUGCAUUUAAUGGACCCUAAUGACUUCGGGAAAGUAUUUCGCGCAGAAGGAAAAUAUCCUAAACGGCCAAACUUGUUUGAUCAUAUGACUGAACAUCAAAGACGGAGGACUGGCAACCCUGGCAUAUUCUUUUCGUAAGUAGACAAAAAGGGUCCUUUUUAUCGGUUUUUAUUAUUGGUGGAUUUGUACUGUUUGCAGUUCCCUGUUUUCUGCAUAAAGAUCGUCGAGUUCGAACCCGGUGGAUUUUAUAGUUGAAUUCAAAAUUUUACACUCAUCUUUUAGAUUUCACGUUUUAACUCUCGUCUUGUGGCUUUUGAGCCCAACACUUUUAUUGGCCUGUACACAGACGUUGUUUUAUUUUUCUUUUCGAGCAAAGUGAGCGCGCCUUCUCCCACCCCUACCCCCUUGCGCUGGCGGUAAUAAUAAUAAUAAUAAUAAUAAUAGGCUUUAUUUAAAGAGGGUAAAACACUUAACAGUAGUCCUAAGACACUGAUGACUCUGUGGCCCUCAAAACAAAUUACAAAUAUAGAUUCUACAACUAAAAAAUAUAAAAUAUACUAUUUUUAAAUGAUAAUUUAAGAUAAAAUGUCAUACAUAAUUUCUAAAAAGACAUUAUGACUAAGAUGGAUAAAGAACCAACAUAAAACGUAUUUACAAUUACAGUCUAAGCAGGGGCGGAUCCAGGAGUUUUUUUAGGAGGGGGUGCACUCGUCUCUUGCUCUACUUCAACACCAAUAAAGCACAUAGUCUCUUUUUUUUUGCAGGUCAUCUCGGGGCGGGGGGGGGGUGCGCACCCCCUGCACCCUCCCCCUAGAUCCGCCCCUGCUAAGGAGCAUUUAGCGAGCCAUUAUUUCUUAUAUUGGCAUUCAUGCAAUUCCAGUCCUUUAUAGUCCUACUAGUGGAAGUACGACCUCCUUCUGGUUUUCGUUUAUACUUGGGGGACACCAGAUUUAUGUUUGAAUGUCUAGUUGCUCGAUUAUGAAUAUCAGAAUUUCUGACUAAUAGACUAUUCAAAUAUAUAGGCGUAUUAUAUAAUUGUGGACCAGCUUAUACACUAGUGCACAUCUCUUUAUUAGAGAUUGUUUAGUAAAAGGGAGCACGUUAGAUUAUUGAAUAAUACGACUGAUGGUGUAAGUCUUUCAGCAUCAAGUAUAAUGCGUGCCGCUCUUUUAAAAAUUUGGAACGCUUCACGAAUUUGCGAGUCAUCCUUGCGCAGGGGCCAAUAUAUCCCCUGCGGUUUAUUUACUAGUUUAUCACCCACGCUCGACGGAGUUUGAAGAGAAAAUGGAGGGUCUGUAAAAAGGCUGCAUUUUUAUUUGACCUUGCUCGUUGUACAUUUUCAACUCUCUUCGUCACCUUUACCUUUUUCUUCAAAAAUUUGUAGUCUUGCAACGGGUUUGCCAUCACGCAAGACGCCACCUCACGGUAGAACCAUGCAAUUUUCAACUCGACGCAGUGAAUUAAACUAAACACCGAACUAAUUUUCAUACGCUGUUAUUUUUUAGUAGUUUUGAUACCUGAACCAGUGCUCUACAUUUGUUUGAGUCUGAGAUUAGAACUUCGCCCUUGAUACUCAUUCGACCUCGACCUCGCAAUAUUUUCAACUCGAGUUUUGAAUUUUCGCCUACGCUCCAGUGAUCAUUGGCUCCGCUCCGUAGAGGCCUCUUUGUAUCAUAGAGUAGCCUGGGGCCAGACUCCUUGGAGGGGACCCCCAUUCCCAUGUGCUGGCGAUAUUAAGACCUACAGUCGACUCCCGAUAAUUCGAACCUUCAAGGGAAAUAGGAGAAAGUUCGAGUUAUCGGGAGUUCGAGUUAUCGAGGGUAAAAUUACAUAGAAAACGAUCUGAAGGGAAAUGACAAUUGCUUCGAGUUAGCGGCAGGUUCGAGUUACAGAGGGUUCGAGUUACUCGGGAGUCGACUGUAUUUCGCUAAACGAGGAGUCUAUUCCUAGGCUAAACAAAAAGUGAAAUCGCCUUCUUUCAAUCUUUUUCGCGAUUUUUCCAACUCGCUUACUUUGUCAAAUGUAGGCACACUCCUUGAAGAGGAGUGCAAAAAAAACAUGUCAAGUUCAGAAGAUGAAUGCAACUUCGGUUCCACGCGCUUAAAUCAUCAGUAGCCAGGAAGGUUUCAAGUCUUAGCACGAUUUGCUCAUAUAUAUUUCAGAAAUGAUCAAGAGUGGUACAGACUGCGACACAGUAUCUCACCAAAAAUUUUGCGUCCUAAAAUAGUGGAAGAAAACAUCGAAAACUUCAAAGCUGUGACUAAGGACGCUAUCGCCAGGUUUGUUGAGCUGAAGGAACAAUGUGGACCAAAUGAUCAUAUCCUUGAUUUGGAAGGAGAACUGUGCAAAUGGUCAAUGGAGGGUAAGUAGUUGGCUUCUUGUUACGCUUGAAACAAACUACGUUUAGUGUCGAGAUCACUUCACCUUGCGGUUGUUAUAGGUUAUCUAUAUACCAUGUAAGUUUGCCAAAAUAGUGGAUAUUAAUCUAGAUUAAUGUAAGUCUAGAUCUUUGAACGGACGGCCCACGUUGGAAGAAUGGCAACCACAAGCCUCCUUGUGGCGGGAAGGGAAUGGCGCAGCUAGCCACAAUGACAAUGGUUAGGAUGUAUACCGCGCACUAAGCUAGUGUUAGCCAUAUUGAAUUUUACACCGUUAGACUGACUGACUAACUGAACGGGAAACCGGCCAUAGGAGAACAGCAGCUGUGUCGACCGUGUUCUCCAGGACACACUUCUGGCUAAAUCUGAAUACAUCAAAGAAAGGAGGAGACGGCCGCCUUUACAAUAAAGAGAUCGUGGCGGUUAUAUCAAUGGAUUUGUCAAAGGCUUUCGACACCAUACCUCAUGCUUUGCUACUAGCAAAACUGAAAGCGUAUGGCUUGCACGAAUCCAGCUGCGCCCUUAUCGGUGACUACUUGACGGAUAGAAGGCAGCGAGUGAAAAUUGAUGAUACUUAUUCGGAUUGGAUGAGUGUGAAGCGGGGCGUGCCUCAAGGCAGCGUCCAGGGGCCCAUGUUUUUCAACAUGUUCCUCAACGACCUCAUCUUUCACAUUAAGUCUGUAAAAUUAAACACUUAUGCCGAUGACUGCCAACUGCACUCAUCUGAUGUAGACCCAGUAGCAUUGGAACGGCGGAUCAAUCAUGAUCGAUGUACAAAUAGCAAAUAAAUGGUUCGAAGACAAUGGGAUGAAAGCAAACCUUGCUAAACAUCAAGGGAUGGUUCUUGGCAAAACCGAUUACCCUUUCUCCUUUUUAACCACAAGAUGCCUGGAUCUUUUUGGAAUAACACUAGACAAUGAACUUAAUUUCAAGGAUCACAUAUCCUCUGUGUGCAAAAAAAUAAAUAAUCAGUUCAGUGUCUUCAAAAGAUUUGGCAAACUUAUUUCAUCUGAAAUUAUGCUUCGCCUUUAUAAAGCGUUUAUCUUACCCCAUUUUCACUACUGUUCAAUGAUAUGGCACUUUUGUAAUUCAGAAGAUUCUGUCAAUCUGGACACCUUAAAUAGACGUAUUUUAAGAUUUGUUUUAAAGGACUGGGACUCGAACUAUGAUGCUCUUUUAGACAAGGCUGGUGUGUGUGGUUUAGCCAACAGGAGCAUACAAAAUAUGAUGAUUUGUAUAUUCAAAUGUCUCCAUUUUGGUAUUUCUAAAGUGGUAAGGUAGAGAAUUCCAGUACUUAACAGAUGAAUAGCUAAAGGAAUUUAGACCAUAUGUGGUUGUAGACGGCUUAGGAAGUGAUAAAAUAUUAGUAAUUAUUAGUAUAGAGUAAGCAGUAGAUCUUAACUUGAUCAGUUGUUUUAAAUAGCACGGAUAAUUAUACUGUAGAUUAUAGUGAAUUUAAGCGCAAAUUGUUAGUGCACGGUUUUAGUUAAUACUACAUUAAUUAAUAUUAUAUUAUAUAUGUUGUAACUUUUAAAUUAGUUAGGAUCGGAGAUACUAGCUAUGUAAGCUACACUAAAAUCCGAGGAUAAAUAAAGCUUAUGUAUGUAUGUACGGAGUUAGCUAUGCAGUCCACAACAUGUCACUUGACUGUAUCACCACUCCUGUAGCUGACUCUGCUUAGAACUCUUACAGGAAAAGCAACUGCCAUCAGUGCCCAUGCCCCUACUCUCAACGCUGAUCAGGAAACUAAGGCAAUGUUCUGGCUGUGAGGAGAUCAGCUACGUAGUGCAGCAAGUCUCAUUGGACAAACAGCUCUUUAUUCUUGGCGACUUCAACCCACCCACCCACGUGUCGGACCUGACUACCCGACAAUCAUGGUCAUCUUACCUCGGUAGGAUAAAUGACAAUGGGCAGUGAUAUCAUGGGCUAUGGGUGAGGUUAAGUGAGCUGCCAAUGGCGCCCUUGUAUGCUGACGUCCGAGCUUACUGUUAACAUGUUAAUAUACAAUGUAAAGAGGGCGCGUCUUGUUGUCCUCUAAUCCACGACAUUCCAUUCUACGUUCCAUUCCAUUCGAAAAUCAAGCAGGAAAAAACCUCAGUCGCUAAAACAACCCAAGAAACCCAAGUUAUCAAUGAACAAUUAUAUGACAAUCAAAUAUAAGAAGAUCACCGCAGUUACGGAGGCAACUUUUGCAGUUGCGAAGCGAGAGUCUGAAAAAAGUUGAGGCUUUUACAGGAUUCGAACCAUUGACAUCUUCGAUACAGACUUCUUCGUUAUAAACCCGUGAAAGGACGAAGAUGAAACAUUGAAUAUACGCAAAACAUAUUAGAACUGCUGAGCGAAGAAAGAAUUAAAUGAGAAGAAGAUCUUCAUUGCAGUUGCGAAAAAGAAGCCCUGAAAAAAUUCAGGCUUGCACGGGAUUCGAAACCCUGACCCCUGCGAUGCCUGUGCAGCGCUCUACCAAUUGAGCUAAGAAGCUACCUGGGAGCUGGUUUCGUUUCGCAACCGUGCAGCUUCCAGCUACUUGCAAUAGGAGAAAAAAGUCUAGCCUUAAGCCAUUUUGAAACGAAUCCAAGAAAAACUUUUUGGGCCAGGGUCGUUGGUGACAUCCAGAUCGCUGCACGCUUGAGUGUCUAGUCCUAGUACAACAUUCGUAGCGCCGCUCCUUCCGACCCGAAGGACUGCCUGGGUCCUAGAAGUAUGCAGGAUGUUUGUCACAUAACCCUAAUUAAAUGAACCUAGCUCCCAUAAGUCUCCUGUAGUUCUGUGGUAGAGAAUGUAGGCUGUUAACGAGAGAGACUUAGGUUGGACUCCUAUUUUUUUUCUUUUCUCCGAAUCGACUCUUCGACUGAAGAAGUCUUAUUUUCCUUUACUCACCGUGAUUAUUAUGUAUUCUCCUUUAUUCAUCGUUACAUAAAAAAACUGGCUUUUUUAUUUCCAGGUGUAGGAACAUUUGCAUUCGACGCUCGUCUUGGGCUAUACGAGGAACCGACAAAUAAACAAGGUUUACAUUUCAUUAACACAGCUCGUAAGCGCUUCGAGCUCUCUCAGCAGCUGACUUUUAAUCCAGUUGGGAAAGUUGCUUCUCAGUAUUUCGAGACACCAACAUUGAAGAAGUUCCUUAAGGCCUCUGACGAUCUUUUCGACAUCGGUCAGGAUCUUGUAAACCAAACAAGAAUGGAGUUAAAAAAAGAGGCGGAAAAGGGACUUAAUUCUUCUGACGGGCCACAAGGUAAUUCGAGAUAAACGCAGUCGUUCUCUUAGUGAGAAAUGUAAAAAUUUAGUCUUCGAAAAAGCCGUGAUUUAGAAUCUUAAAAUCGAUGAAAAGGAGUUGAGGUUGCCGAAUGAGGUAAUGGCUCUGUGAGUUCCACGCGCACCCAUCCCCGGCCUCCCCUCCCCUCGGGCAUUUACAAGGAAUUUUUCCUUUUGGGCAAUUGUCUAGCCAAUUGUCUAGCAUCCCACGUAGGCUUCCCACGUAGGCGUCAAGGAAUCUCGUAUUUCUUCCCUAAAUACGAGUUCCCCUAAAAACGCCUGCGUGGGAGGCUAGCAACCGUCAGGAAUUGCCGAAGAAGAAAAGAAAGAAGGAAAUGUAUUUAGCCAUAAAGUGUAGGGUUUUUGAACCGCUUACAUAUUCAACAUCAUAGUAAGUGAGCUCAUUGUAAGUAGUGGUUUGCCUCAAGGUGGAGGGUGGGGGGGGGGGGGUACUUGGGUUAAUUUUUGCUGGGUAUGUGCCGCUGGCCUCUCAGAGCCCCUACCCCAUUGUAGUCUAUUCUGUGGCCAAUUAUAGACCCCAUCUUAGUCACUUUAAAGGGGCUGUGUCACAGCAGUCUAGUUCAUUUUGUUUAAUUUUGCCAGUUACUCGCCCUCAAUCGCUAUGGAACUUAAAGUAAGCAAAGAAAUUACUUAUAAAUGACACAAGCAGAGAUUCGAGACAAACAAAUAUGUCUCCUGAGCAUUAUUUUUGAAGUUGCAAACAGCGGAGAUCAACUUUGAAAAACUGUUAGGCUGAGCAGUUUUCAAAAAACCCUAAUUUCAGUCCGUUUCAAUCUUCUUCAGUUUUGCCCAUCCGUGGCAUCUGUUGUUUCUGUUGUGUUAUUUUAACCUUCCUUUAAAGUUUAAGCGGUUAUUUUUACGUUUCUCUUAAUUUAACGAGCAUUUUGCAAUUACCUAAUUUGGCUGAAUUUCGUGACACAGCUCUUUUAAUUUUGGGCAAACAUGUAAUUUUCGCGAUCCCAACUAAGUCCCUUUUUAGUUUUAUGAAUUAACCCAUUUUUUAAAUGGAAUGAAGAACACUUUAUUUUUCACCUAUUAGGACAAACAUUCUGGUACGUUUGCUAACCGUAAAUAUGAAGAACUGUCUUACCCCAAAAAAUCCGAAAAUGUGUCCCCCCAAUUCUAGUAACUCUACUGAAAAUGCGACCCCGAUUAUAGUCAAUCCAGUCGUGAAAAUGCGACCCCAUUCAGCGGCACAUCCCCAUCCCCUCCCCGGUGCUUUGCCCCAAAAACCAAACUAGAAAACAAUAGCAUAGUUUUUUCUCUUUAUCAGAGCAUAAAUGGAAAAAUAAGCUGACUGGAAAUUUCUAAAAAAUCAUUUCUUUAUCAAACUAGAAUAAUUAUUAAUUCAUUUAUUUAUCCAUUUAUUUUAGUUGUUUCGCUGUUAACAUAUAUGAUAACAAAGGGGGAACUUUCGCCAGAAGAAAUCAAUGGCAUGGCACUUGAUAUGAUAAUGGCUGGAGUUGACACGGUGAGUGCAAUGCUCCAACAAACAUACAUGUAGAUAUGCAUCACUGAAAUGUCUUUAGAGCGAUUUUCGUGUUGCCUUGAAAAAUGGUUUCGGUAAGUGUACGUUACGUUAUUUGUUUUAUCAGCCAAUGGAUGAAAAGAUCAAAACAUGGCCUCUUCGUUUUCCCGCCAAAGAAAACCCUAAUAUGGAGAAGGCAUUGUUCGAUUGGCCAAUCGUGUUGCAGUAUGACGUCAAAGCGAAGUAUCGAUUGAUUUCUAGAAAGUUCUCGGGCAUGAAGUUUUUUCACCCGAGCGUUCGCUUAACCAACCAAAAGCCACGCGCGUUUGUAUCCGUUCGAUAAACCAAUCAAAUCGCUCUAUUUCCGUUCGUUUGUUGUUUCUGUUUUGUUCGCGCGUUUUGAUUUCAAGGUCAUACGAAAAUCGCUGUAAUGGGUUAAAAUGGAAGCUUUCUGGCUUUUAUGAGUUUUGUUCCAAGAACUGGGCCGCAUCACCCUUGUGCAACAGAUGCGUACUUUGUGUAGCUUAGCCGUUGACCGCCCGCUGGACAACGAUAACACAGCCUCUAGGAAAAGAUUGGACUUCCACCCAAUGACGGCUAUGUGGCCGACAUUUUGGAUGACGUCACAGGUAAGUAACAGCUCGAGUUCAUAUAGUUUUUACAGGUUUUUUUGGAAUGACUGAAGCUCGAGGGCUUAGGAAACUCUUGUAUCGCGAUUUAAACGAAGCGCUACAAAGGGCAACUACAGUUUUAUGACGUAAAAUUCGACAAAAUCGGCAUAUUAUUCCCAAAAUGGCCAAUAUUGUUACCUCCGGACGAGACGUCGACUAAUCAUGAUGAGCAUCUUUCGGGCCUGGCUCAACUCAUUGACGAAAGCAGCUUGCUUCAUAGUUUGCUAAGUUUGCGAGUCCUAACAGAUAAGGGGAAUUUAGAUUCUUCAGGGUCAUUUGCUUCUUCCUUUUUUUUAACCAGACAUCAAAUUCAGUACUGUGGAUGAUCUAUAACCUGGGAAAAUACCCUCACAUCCAAGACAAGAUAUACCAAGAGGUAGAGAGUGUUGUUGGGAAGGAUGGAGAUGUCACAACAAAACAUCUUGCUAAAGUGUCAUACCUCAAGGCUUUCACCAGGGAGUCAAUGAGGUGCGCACCGUAUUGCCUAUAUUUAACCCCAAUGGAAGCUUGGUUUUUUUCAUUUUUUCACUGCAAUGAAAGGUAGCUACUGCUAACCACUUGGAAAGUCUGUAUCCAGUGAAUAGCGUAAUUACGUAUUUUUCCUUACAUCUAACCCACUCAGUGGAUAGUGAUUUUACCAUUACAUAGUGAUAUGGAGAAAUUCGACUGGAACGACAAUAUCAUGUUGGAACCAAGGAGCCUUGUUCCCAUUCGACCUCGGUGAUUUCAAAAACUUUCCUCGCCUGUAAUGCUUGUCGGAAGAAUUCGCCCAGCCUCGUUCCCAAUCGUCUUUGGCGAUUUCGAAUGUGACGUCACAUGUCAAGCUUGUCGGGAGAAUUUGCGCGCGCUCGGUUCCAAGCCGCCUCCGCCUACUCCUAUAGCGCAAACUGGCCUGGGGACUAGGAUGGGAACCAAGCAGUUAAACGUUAAACACGACACAAAAUCGACGGAGCUUUUCUACCUCCACUACAAAUUAGUUGCUCUGCAAACCCUAAGCAAGAAAACAGGAUAAUGGUGUCCAUUCGGGAAACGUGGAGACAGGGCUGUGUGCGUGGCUUGUGGUCUGUUCCUGCUCAGAACAUCGUUAACGUUGUAGGUGAUCACACCUUUGAGGGUACAAUUUAUUUAAUAACCAAAAUAAAAUAAAUAAAAUAGUGAUGCUUGAUUUGUUCCAUGGUUUCUCUAUUUUACCGCAGGUUAACUCCUGUGACUGGAGUGAACCUGCGAAUACUGGAACAGGAUGUCGUGUUAUCAGGAUACAAAGUCCCAGCACAAGUAAGACUUGAUUGCAACUUUCGGUAGCACCUUUAACCGUUUUUACGUCCAACACACUCGGCAAAAUUUACCCACACAAAAGAGAUGACUGGCAAACUAUUAAGUUUAUAGACGUAUUCCUCUAAACAUUAGUAUGUUGAAAACUUGUAAAAGGUAAUAUGUAGACUUUCUGGUGGGUAUUAUGGUAUAAAGAUAACGAUAUUGCCCAAUCUAGUAUCAUAAUCUUAAGGUUUUAAAAAAUAUUAAGGCCAUGGUUCGACUAGUGAAUGAGUUUACGAUUUUGUCUCUUAUGAAUUGGAAUAUACAGGAUUGAUCACUUAGACAAGGACUGAGAAGGGGGAUGGGGGGGGUUCUCGCAUGGAGGGUAUGCUCGUCGUGUAUGCUCUCCCCGGGAGGAGACUAAUCUGGGUAUGGCUCAGGCUUUUUUUGACCCCUAAAGAAAAGCUUUUUAAUAACCACUUGCCUGAACUCGCUUAAAAGUUUGGCGCCUUGUUGGUUUAAUAGCUUUCACAAUGUGCCUUGUAUUUUUGUAGACCUUUGUUUUCUUUCAAGAAUACUGCACAGCGCGUUCCGAAAAGUACUUUAAAGAACCUUUGGAGUUUAAACCAGAACGAUGGCUGAGAGAAAACAAAGAUGAGAUUCACUCCUUUUCUAAUCAGCCAUUUGGAUUUGGAACCCGUAUGUGUGUAGGUAAGGAACUAACAUCAUCAAAAGUGUAG